UAAUAUAAACACAGCUACGUGAAAAAUCAACAGCUAUGUGGAAAAAAUCAACAAUUUCAUUGAUAAUCCGGAAUUUUACGAGCCUGUAAAAUUAAUAGUUUAAAUUUUAACAUAGCCAUCGAUCUCUUAAAGAAAAUUAAUUUUGAACUGAAUAAUUCACAGCUGAAAUAUUUACAUUAACGACAAUACAUAAAAACCGACAGGAAAAUAUCCAGUACAAAAGUGUCCUUUUGGAAGUUAUAAUUUUGUAGUACUCAGUUUAACGGACACUGCGUGUUAAAUGCAGAAUUACAGUGGAGUUACAUGUAUUAAUGAGAUUACUUUUUAGAUGAAUUAAAUACACUGUUGAUUCCAGGGCUCUUGAAGUAGCAAACUAUCCAGGGCCGCGGACUGCACCUAGUGGUCUAAGCCGAUUUUAUAACAGAGGAUCUGAAACACCUAGGAAUACUCAGAGUCAAAAUGAACCCAAACAAGCAAUUGAAGCUAGUAUCGAGAUUGAUUACGAUCUUUUGGUUUCAAACGUGGAGAAUAUGUUAAUUGCAGACAAAAAGUUACUUAAAAAGGAAUUAAGACCAAAAGAUUUACUUGUGAAAAGUAAUCCAGCACUAUUUGGUAAUAUGCAUCCGGAUAUCACCAACCCACGUGACAUGUACAACUUCCUGUCACGACGAAAGUUUCCUAAAGUUGCAGACGACUUGUCCUUUUCUGGACAGAAAAGUAAUUAUGAGGAACGACUUCAACGUAGUAGUAGUUUUAAGGAUUUAAAUAAGUCUUCAAAUGCAAAAAUGCAGAAGAAAUAUCACUUUCAUAGUCACGUGGAUUUAAGUUUAAUGGAAAAGAAAGAUCCAAGUUUGGCAGCGCUAAAUAGUAACGCACCAUACUUUGGGCCAGAGGAUAUGGCGAAACUUCCAGAACGUGAGAAAACUAUGAUGACAAACUUCAAUUUACCUUCUUUAAAUGAAGUAGGAAAUGAAACCGGAAAAGUGAACGGAAACGAGGCUGCGAAUGAACCAGUGUCUUUCCCUGUGAUACAAAAUACCGACCCUAAUAAAGGAGCAAAAUCAGAACCAAAGAUAAAACGUACUAAAUCUCUCGGACCUAGGAGUAAAUCAAAUGUUACUUUUAGCAAUAAAAUUGACAAAUGGUUUUCAGAGAUGCCAUCAGACGUGACUGACAAAGCGGAUAGAGCCAUCAUGGCGGAUAUGAUUCGUGAACGAAUGACGGCGUACCAGAACAACUACCGGUCUGAUGAAAUGAUUUCGAAAAUGAAACGACGCCAUACCAAUCUGAAAUCUUUGAAUCAAAUUCAACACCAAUAUCUGGAAUUAAGGGCUGAUACUGCUCCGAAACCUCGUCGAAACGAUUUGACUUUAAGCCAUUAUAAAAUGAAACAAAAAUCUUCACUUAGUCUAAAAACCGAUUUGAACGAUCUUGAAAAGUGUGAAAACCCUUUUGAUUUAACAGAUAAAACUCAAAACGUAAAACAUUCAGACGAAAAUGGAAACGAUGAAAAUAAAACAGCUCGUAGAGAUAUAACUAAGUCGAAGAGUCAAGGAUUAAAUGGAUUAAAAAGAAUCAAUUUAGAUCAAUUUGCCGUUGAUGCCUACAACCUUAAUCCCAAUCACCGAUUUACAUUUGCACAACUUCAAAACGUUCACAACAAUAGAUUCAUUGAAGAAAUAGACGAGGAAACUCUUCGUCGAAAGUCUGAUAAAGAACACUGGCUACGAAUGAGUCAGACACAAACUCAUCCAUCAAUUGUAAAUAUUAGAUUAGACAAAGAGAAAAAAGAAAAUGCAAGGUCUUCUCACCUUCGACAAGCAUUGUCAGUUGUCAAAAUGGAUGCCAACAAAGAUGAAGAAGACAACAAUCAGCAUGCGCAGAUACAACUUCCCAACGGAAGAGACAAUCAAAGUGCAUCUUCAGCGUCAAGUUCUGAUAACAUAAGAAGAAAGAUGACAUCAAAAGCGGCUUUGUCAAAAUUUAAGACUUUGGACGUAUUUGAAGGAACCAAGAAUGUCCUUGCCGACAACCAUGUACUAACAGGAGCCGAACAAUAUACAAAUCCUUUAGUAAAAUUAGAUUUGAGAAGAGCUCGUACACAACAUAGACAUUCAAAGGAAUUAGAAAAUUCCAAUUCUGGUGUUUUAGGAAGGAAGCCACAUGAGAUAGCUACCGUCGACUUUCGGUUUGGUCAAGGCGAGGUUACAAUAACGCGGAAGGCUAAUGGCGGCCUGGCAUCGCCUGAUCUAGGGACUAUAAAAUCUCCUAAUGCUCCACCAAAUAAUACUGAAUAUUCAGGUAUUACUCCUGUAAAUGAACACAGUGUAAAUACUGAAAGGUCAAAAGUAGACCAAGUAUUACCUAAGGAAGAAAAUAUACCAGUUAUUUCGGAGACCCAAGGCUUAGUACAAGCACCGGAUUGUUCAUUUUCAGAAACAGAGGAGGCCUUUCAUCAAGAAGACAUUCCAGAGGAAAAUAAAAUCAAAACAAUAUCACAACAAAACGGGGUUACAAAUCUUGAAAGUGACAAUGAAGAUAAAAAUUUAAGUGCUCAACCCGAAAGGUGAUGUUAAGUUUUUAAUAGUUGUAAAACCUUACAGUAUUUUAAUUUAUUAUUUUUAACACUCAUAUCUAUUAUAUUGAAGCCACAUGCUCUGUGUGAUUAAAGACAAUAAAUAAUAUAU
This is a messenger RNA of Mytilus trossulus (common blue mussel), 2687 nucleotides long. RefSeq lists its product as uncharacterized. The transcript has 2 exons. Lineage: Eukaryota; Metazoa; Mollusca; Bivalvia; Mytilida; Mytilidae. Bases 531 to 2570 code for a protein of 679 amino acids. The record is from RefSeq and is a predicted model, not a curated record.